UCAGCCUAGAUUACGCCACUGCUGUCACUAUCUUCGUCUGUUUACUCUAUCUAUCUAUCUCUUAUUCCUCCGCCCCCUUUUUAUCCUCUCUCCUAGUGUUCAUCCUCCUCUUCUACACUUGCUUCAAGUGAGAUUUCAUUCCUCUUUUCUCUCACUCUGUCUAAUUCUAUCGCCUUUUCUUCACCUCUCCUCUUACUAAAUCUGCUUCUAUCUGUUAUUUCUCCCUCACUAUUUCCCCUUCUCUCUCUCCGUCUAUAUGUUUCUAGCUCUGUCUUUCUAUUCUCCUCUUCCUUCCGUCUGCUUGUAUUCACCUCGUUUGCUUUAACUACAACAAUCCGAAUGGAACCUAUGGAUGCCAACAUGAAGAUGUCUUGGCACUUUGGUUGGAGGAAUGGAGAAUACAAGUUCCCAGCAAAUUUUUUGCCCCAUUAAUACAUUAACAAUAGCAAUCCAGCCCUCUGCUAGUAUGCCGAGCAACCCUCAACCCAAUAUGCUGCAGUCGACGCAGACAUACACAACAAUGCGUCAGGCAACAGUACCCACUGAACAGAUUUUUAAUUCUCAAGGCCAGUCUUCUGCUACAAGAACUAAUAGUCGUGCCAGUAAUGGGUUUGAGCUGUCUCGUUUACCAGGAACUUAUGCUAAUGGUAUCAAUGUAGGUUCUGCUGCCAAUUUUACAACUUCAGAUGUUAACCAAAUUGUUACAUCUGGGAAACAGUCAUAUAUAACAACAGGGCUACCAAAUAUCACCAGUCUGAGUGAUCCAAUCCACUUUCUUCCUUCAACAUCUCUAAAUACCUGUGCCCCAGGAUCCUUCAUUGAGAAGAUUGAGCGUUUACCAAGCUUUAGCACAAUUGUUGCCUCAGCAGCUUCCACAAACCCUAUGAUAGGUUUACAGUGCCAGUUCCCCAAUGUUGCUCAAUCUUCAAUUGAACAGCUAACAUCAACAUCCUCUACAUCAUUACCUGUCCAGACCAAUAACACCAAUGCCACCAUGCUGACAACUACCAACAUUCCUGUUUCCAGCACACCAUCACAAGUUGACAGCUUCCAGUCUGUUUCACCUAAUUUUACAAACUACUAUGCUGGCCGUAAUACACAGCAGCAGCAGCAGCAACAGCAGCAGCUACACCAUCAAACUGUGAUUCAGCAUCUUCCUGCUGGAACAUCAAAGGUGAUCACUUCACAGGGGACUGUCACAGAUGGGUCGGUCUCUCAGCUGUCAUGUUCACCUUCUUUAUCAACAAGCCCUGCUCAGUCUCCGAUAUCAAUUUCAUCCCCUUAUCCAAAUAACACUAAAUCUAGAUCCUCUUCUUCUGUUGUCUCUUUGUCUGUUUGCAUGGGUGGUCAGAUGAGCUCAAAUGUUACCAAUGAAGACUGUCUUACAAAGGUAUCUAAAAUAUCUCAUGGUAAGAUAACUAUGGAACAUCCAGAUAAUUCUAACAAGAACAAAGUCUUGAAAGCUGAUAAGCUAGGUGAAAUCUGUGAGCAAAGUAUUUCUAAGUUAAAAUGUAAAUUCUCUCAGCCGUCUUUACAACAGCAGUCUACGCUGUCUUCAAAUGCUGUUCAUCAAAUAUCUGCUGGUAACCUCAAUAAAAUGAUAGAAAAGACAUGCAAACAAACUCAGAAGAUUGCUAUAUCUGACCAGGUUUCAAAACCUUGCACAAGAAACUCAGUUAAAAAUAGUGCAGCCAAAAAAGAAAUUGUCAUUGUUGCUCCAUCUCAGCUGACCAUGGUAGCAAAGCCAGAUGCUGCUCCACUUUAUGUGGAUGCCACUGGCCAAGCACCUGUGAUGGCUAACCAAACUAACAGUAAUGAGAAGUCUAAAGGAGUUCAGUUUUUUGUAAUGGGUGCAUUGGAAGGAAAAGCGACUUGUAUGGAUAACUUUCCAUAUCACGACGCCCCUCCGGAAAUGGAAUCUGCAAUUGCUGAUCUUCCGCUAACGUUUGACCGGCAGCCAACUGUUGAUGGUAUUUUGAUGAAAUCUCAUGCAAUGCCUAUUUCUUUUGAUCUUUUGAGUAAGGAACAUCUUGAGUUUGUGUCAUGUGACAGUGAGAAGGUGAAGCAAGAGCCAGCAGACAAGAGAGUGGAUGAUACUCAGAGCCAGCCUGCAGAUUUUCAGCUUUUACUUCAGCAACAACAACAACAACAACAACAGCAACAACAACAACAACAGCAACAACAACAACAACAACAACAACAACAACAACAACAGCAGCAACAGCAACAGCAACAACAACAACAACAACAACAACAACAACAACAAUUAACUCUGCAGCAAUCUGUACAACAAAUUCAAACUGUGCAACAACCUCAGCAGGUUUCGAUACAACAACCAACACAACAAACACUUCAGCAGUUUCAGUCAUUUACACCAGAACAAUUUCAAGGGGCACAAUUCCGACAAUUACAGCCCCAACAGACUGAUUUUCAACAACUGCAAGCCUCUGGCCAACAGCAGCAACAGCAGCAGCCACAACAACAACAACAACAACAACAACAACAACAACAGGUGGUAGCCCAGCCCCAGCCUCAGUUGCAAUUAAACAUGUUAAUAUUUGCAGAUGCACAAACACAAAUACAACAGCAACAAGAUAAUUUAGCACAGUUUACGCAGCAAGUGCAGCAAGCAUCUCAGCAACUGCAACAGCAGCAACAACAACAGCAACAGCAGCAACAGCAGCCGCAGCCACAAUCUCAUAUAGUACCACAGCAGAUUCAUCAACAGAUUCAACCAUCUCCUGGUCAACCACAGCCUCAAGUUGCUAGUACAGUUGUUACUGUGCAGCAACCCCUUCUCUCCCCUUGUCCCCAAAUUACCCCAACACUCCCCCUUGAAGCAUCAGCUAAUGCCCGUAAAAGCCCUCGUCAGAAACAGGCAAUGAAUUUCAUGGAGUCUGCGGCAAAAGCAGUCGUCACAACCACAGUUGUUGACAGCGCCACCUUUGUGACUGUUUCAAUCCGGAAUAAUCGCAAGGUGCCACUGGCAGCCCAAGCUAAAACUAAUACAACAAAUAGCAACCUUGCGUCUGGAGGUCUGCCAUCCGUGUCUCAAUGGUCAGGAGAGACAACGUCUGCUUCAGUGAAGCGGAAACAUUCUGACUGCAGUGAUAUUGCUGAGUCUGAAGGCAGCGAUGUAGAUAGUGGUGAGGACAAAAGAGAUGAUGGUGGGGACUUAUCCCUUGAGGAUAACCAAGAGUCCAAUUUGUACACGCUUAAACCUCCGUCUGUUCUACCCAACCUUAGCAAUCUUGGCUCCCCAGCACCUCCAGCCACUCCUGCUCCACUAUCAGUGGAAAACAUUGAAACUAAGGACAUCAAAGAAGAAUUAGAUCGGACAGAAGUAGAGAUCCGCAUCGAUGAUUCUCAGUGUGUUCUCCAUGGUGAGCAAAAGCGAUGGCAGUGCUGUCAUUGUCCAAAAUCCUACACUACAAAACAUAACUUGGUGACCCAUAUUCUUGACCAUCAGGGUAUUAAACCCCACUUAUGUAUGAUCUGUCAUAAGUAUUUCAAGCAGUUGAGCCAUCUAAAUACACAUAUGCUGACCCAUGAGAACAUUAAACCUCAUGUAUGUCAAAUAUGUAAGAAAGGUUUCACACAGAUUUCUCAUCUGAAACGGCAUCAAGCUGUGCACUUGGACAGUAAACCUCACUUGUGUGAUAAAUGUAAUCGUGGCUUUGCUUACCCAAGUGAGCUACGAGUGCACAAAGAGAAACAUGAUCUUGGUCGGGACAAAUGUCACGACUGUGGAGAGGACUUUUCUAGUCAGCGACUUCUCCGACAACAUCAGGUGAAGCAUGAGCACCGGGACGACUUAACUUGUAAAAUAUGCACAAAAAUAUUCCGAUAUCCAAGUCAAUUAAAGGAUCAUAUGAUUACUCAUUCUGGUACACGACCUCAUAUUUGCCCUGAAUGUGGAAUGGAUUUCAUGAAGGAGCACCAUUUAAAAGCUCAUCAAUUCACUCAUACUGGCCUACAACCAUUUAUAUGUCCAAUUUGUCGCCGAGCAUUUAAUCAGAAGGCCAAUAUGCAACGGCAUUUACUUAUCCAUAAUGCCGAGAGAGCUUUCCGCUGUUUUACAUGUUCCAAAACGUUCACACAACCACAAACCCUCAAAGCCCACAUGGUUGUCCAUGCUGAUUCAAAACCUUACCGUUGCAAUCUCUGCUCUAAAGAGUUUGGUCGACUCCAUAACCUUCAGGGUCAUAUGCACAUGCAUAAUAACUCCAAGCCGUUCGUAUGUUUCUGUGGGAGUUCCUUUACACUCAAAGGAAAUCUCAAUAGACACAAGAAAGUGAAACAUGGUCUUAAUGAAACUACGGAAAGUAUGGAGGAAGAUGCUGUGAAUUUUCUCACAGAGCGAUGCCGUGACUCUGAAGGUGACAAAGAUUCCAGUGUUGAAAAACUAGGCGACAAAGAUGGAACGUCUGGCGGUCGGAAACAACGGAAAAAUACGAAAAGCAGUCAGAAAAAGCGAACAAAGACUGCUUCGAAAAGUAGGGCACAAAAAAGUGUCUGUGCCAUUACCAAAAAUUGUGGUGUUGUAGAUAAUAGUGAUGUUGCAGGAAAUGAACUGAAGGAUGAUGUUUCCACUGUUGCUUUGGUAACUGUUGAUGACUUAGUACCUACUGUAGCCAGUAUUUCUACUGCUAACUGCAGUAGCAGCAAUAGCAGCAACAGCAACAACAACUGCAGCAACAUCAUCACUGACAACAAUAGCAAUGGUAACAUUACUUGUGGUGUGAAUAUUGUCAGUAACAGUAAUAUUAACAGUAGUAGUAGCAGCAGCAGCAGCAGCAGCAAUAACAGCAACAACUGUGCCGAUAGCAAGAGCUUUCAAGAGGAAGAAAGAGCGAGAAGAGAAGCAGAAGAAGAGGAAGAGGCUGAUGAUGAAGAAGAGGAAGAGGAUGAAGAUAUUGUGGCUGAUGAGGAUGUUGAUGGAGAUGAUGAGGCUGAGGAUGAAGUGGAAGACACGGCUGCUGAAGUGGAGGUGGCGAGAGAGCAGCAGUUGAUAGGUGUAGCCGAAGAGGUCGAUAAUGAUGAAGAGGAGGAAGAGGAGGAGGAGGAGGAAGAGGAGCUGGAGGAAAAUGAUGAUGAUGAAGAAGGAGGCAGGACUGGACAACCGGCCACACGUGGGGCCAGCUUACGGGAAAAUACGCAGAUGGUAAGUGAGACGAAAGAAUGCAAAGCCAAUAGUAUUGUGACUAAGUACUUCCGCAACAAUUCCGACCGGCGCUUGGAGGGCAGCAGCAGCAGCAGCAGCAGACGCCAUGACGAUCUCAGAAGCAAAGUGUCCCUCAUGCAGGACACCUACAUGUUCACAUCGACAGACAGCGAUAGUGAUAGUAGUAGUAACAGCAGCAAUAACACAGGCUUCUCGGAGAGUGAAAAGGAUGACGGUGCAAAAGAUGACCAGACAGAUGCAGAUUGGCUGCCUUCCCGCAGCAAGAGACGCCGUCGUUGCACCAACAGGGGAACAAGUGCAUCGGCAGCGCAAAAGAAGUUUAAAGAAGGUUGAUGUGGAUUUGAGAUUAGGCUGUGCUCAUAAAGUUUUUGGUGAAAUAAAUUACUUCUCCCAUACACCCGGGUUAUUGAAACAAGAAACCUUGGGUGAAUCUGCCUAAGCCAUUUCUUUGUUUUGAACAAUGGAUUCUAGCUUUCUCGCUGCUAGCACAUGAAGAGAAAGCUGGCAUAAAAAGUCACAGAAGCUUUGUCAAGAAAUCUUACUGGUUUAUUUUACUGUUGUUGCUGUAAUUUGUAAUAUACUUUGGUUAAUC
This is a messenger RNA of Octopus sinensis (East Asian common octopus), 5777 nucleotides long. RefSeq lists its product as uncharacterized. NCBI's taxonomy places the organism in Eukaryota, Metazoa, Mollusca, Cephalopoda, Octopoda, Octopodidae. The transcript is spliced from 7 exons. Gene Ontology annotation, cellular component: transcription factor TFIIA complex. The record is from RefSeq and is a predicted model, not a curated record. Bases 392 to 5518 code for a protein of 1708 amino acids. Gene Ontology annotation, biological process: regulation of DNA-templated transcription; transcription initiation at RNA polymerase II promoter. Gene Ontology annotation, molecular function: RNA polymerase II cis-regulatory region sequence-specific DNA binding; DNA-binding transcription factor activity, RNA polymerase II-specific.